Benincasa hispida (wax gourd) is the source of this 1062-nucleotide messenger RNA. RefSeq names its product period circadian protein. NCBI's taxonomy places the organism in Eukaryota, Viridiplantae, Streptophyta, Magnoliopsida, Cucurbitales, Cucurbitaceae. The record is from RefSeq and is a predicted model, not a curated record.
GAGUUGGGAAUUGGAAUGCAGAACGACGUCGUUGGAAUCAUCUUCGUUGAGAAAGAAGCGCAGUGAAAGCAGAGAAGCUCGAAAAGCCGAUAGAGCAGACGAAGCCAAAAGAAAAUUCAAAACGUCUUCGGAAUUCGAUCUUCUCCGCCGGCGAUCCGCCAUUUUAUAGUUGUAAAGCUCAGAGAGAAGAGAAUGAAAUUAGCUCCAAAAGUUAUAUUUCUCGUCAGAGAUUCUCAGGGUUUCGCCUCAGCCAUUUCCGGAGCUCUUCGCCCCAACCCUCCUUUCACUGUUACCACGCUGGAUGAAUGCUUUGAGUUCUCCCUGGAGGAUUAUGCAAUCAAAGACCAGAAGGCCUCCGGGACCAUCGUUCACUAUCUUGAUGAUAAGGGAAUCUAUCAGGUUUCAGUAUUAAUCUUACAAAGUUACGAUCCUCCAGUCUUGGCAUGUGCUCUAGAUGUAGUUCUUUCACACAUAGCAGGAGAACGUUUACCCCCUUCUUCUGAAGCAAAACCCACUCUUGUAGUCCCAUCUGUUAUUACAUCCUCGAAGCUCAAGUGGGAGAGCAACACUCUCACUAAAAAUGAUCGGACUGUUCUAUACGGUACCGAAGUAGGUCCAGAAACAGAUAUUUCUCGAACGAUGGGUGCCAAAGUCAAGAAACUGCCAUCAAGUUCACAGAUCUUUUACGAACAACUGGCCUGUUUAUAUCAUUUGAUUCACAUCUUGAACAUUUCUGCUUUUUUCGUUGUUGGACGAACGGGUCAUAGUCUUUCCAAUCAAGCUGCAGGAGAAGAGAUUCAGAUAUUUAAUGAAAUGGGUGAGCUUUUAUCAAACUCCUUGCCCCUCAGCUUUUCAAGAGAAGGAAUUGUUUGGAAUCCAAAAGAAACAUCAAAAGAUGUAAAGGAGCCAUGGCGUGCGUUAUAUGGCUGAUGGUUUGGUAUUUUGCUACCUUUUAUUUUAGCCUAUCACUUGGUUCAUCUGGUAAACUAGGGAUAUUUUGCAAUCCCAUUUGUCAUUUACUUACUUACAAACAAAUACAAUUAUUAAAGUCCCAUUUAAUAA